AUAGUGUUCAUCUUUGCUUUGGCCGGCUUCUUGCCAUUCUACUUGAUUCUCAUCUUCCUGUUGCCAGAACCACGAUCCGCGGCUGCCUCAGGACACGGAGCCACCGACGGAUCUAGCAUCGGCAAAUUCUUCACCUUUUGCAAAAGACCCAAUCAGACUCGAAGACUUGGUAAUGCUCGAAGUAAACUAGGGGUUACUGAUGCGGAUGAUGAUGAUGCCGUCGAUAACGAUGACAAUGGCACAGAUGAAGUCUGUAUUUUGAGCCAAGAUGCUGAGGACAAUCAGCAAUGCUGCUCACACACGGAUGGUCAUGAUGACGAGCAGUUGAUUCAACCUGACGUAGAGCCUGACGACGAGAUCACUCAGAGCUUGGUCUCUCGACUCCAUAAGAACUUGAGGAUUACAUUUAACGUAAGCAUGAGGUAG
This is a messenger RNA of Protopolystoma xenopodis, 426 nucleotides long. NCBI's taxonomy places the organism in Eukaryota, Metazoa, Platyhelminthes, Monogenea, Polystomatidea, Polystomatidae. The record is from the annotation of a GenBank genome assembly.